AUGCGAAACCAAGUCCUCCGCUUUCCUCUUCCUUCCUCCCAUCCCACCAGCCUCCCAGCCUUAUCAAGUCCUUUUUUACAUCCCAUUCCUCCUUUCACCUUCCCAUUCGUUCAUUUCACCUUCAAACCCCUAUUGUCCCUUCAAUCGCUGCGAGCGAUCCUUUUUGCGGAUGCCUCUUUCCCCCUUCUCACUCUCUCCCCUCCUCCUCACUCUGUUUCCCCCUGCUCACUCUCUUUCCUCUUGCUCACUCUCUUGCUCACUAUGUUCCUCCCUGCUCACUCUCUUCCCCUGUCCUCACUCUGUUUACCCCUUGCUCAUUCUCUUCCCCCCUGCUCAUUCUCUUCCCCCCUGCUCAUUCUCUUCCCCCCUGCUCAUUCUCUUCCCCCCUGCUCAUUCUCUUCCUCCCUGCUCACUCUCUUUCCCCCUGCUCACUCUCUUUCCCCUUCCUCACCCUCUUUCCUCACCCUCUUUCCCCCUGCUCACUCUCCUUCCCCCUGCUCACUCUCUUUCCCCCUGCUCACUCUCCUUCCCUCUGCUCACUCUCUUCCCCCUGCUUCCCCGCUUCCCCUCGCGCUGCUUCCCCGCUUCCCCUCGCACUGCUUCCCCACAGUCCCCUCGCGCUGCUUCCCCCAUUCCCAUCGUUUCCCCGCUGCCACUCUCUCUUUUCCCCCUGCUCAACCAUCAUUUCCCUUCUGCCACUCUCUCUUUUCCCCCUGCUCAACCAUCGUUUCCCCGCUGCCACUCUCUCUUUUCCCCCUGCUCACCCAUCGUUUCCCCGCUGCCACUCUUUCUUUUCCCCCUGCUUACCCAUUGUUUCCCCCCCUCUCAAUCUUUCUUUUUCCCCUGCUUACCCAUCGUUUCCCCGCUGCCACUCUUUCUUUCCCCCCUGCUUACCCAUUGUUUCCGCCCCUCUCACUCUUUCAGUUCCCCCUGCUUACCCUUUGUUUCUUUUCCUCCUGA
Molecule: messenger RNA, 960 nt
Organism: Closterium sp. Naga37s-1
Lineage: Eukaryota; Viridiplantae; Streptophyta; Zygnematophyceae; Desmidiales; Closteriaceae
Source: the annotation of a GenBank genome assembly